CCGUAACCAACAGAGGGCAUGGUCGCAGAAUUUGGCAGGUCGGAGGAGGGAGAUGACGACGUGUACCCGAAUAACGGGGAGAGGAAAAGAGCUCUGACAGAUGUUGAAGUUUUGUUGGAAUAGGACCUCUCAAACGAAAAAAGUGAGAUUUAUUAUGAACGUAAGGUAAAUAAAGUUAACCAGGCAUUCUUGAAAACUAACGGAAAUCAAUAUAAUGUGUUUGAUGCUGUCUACUCGCCAGACAGCGGCGAUUCCACUUAAUCUAAGUUGGCGGUGGCUAAUAACAGUAAGCUAACUAGCUACCUUCUGGUUAGCAUUAGCUUUUACAGGAGUCCAUCCUAGGAAGGAAGAAAAGGGAAAAAUCUGCUACAUACUGCAAAGCGAAGUCACACUUUUGGCUAGUUAUUGAGCUAGUUUCCUAUCUAAAAAAGUCACUUGUUGAUCCCUAGCUGAAGUUAGAACGUACGCAAGCCAGCUAACUGAUUGUUUGUAGUUGGUUUUGACAAAUAGCAGCGUCAAAAACAAUAAGUAUACGUGUAUUAGAUAGCUACUUGUUUAAUUACCGGUAACGUAACAAUUAAUUGUACUCUAACUACUUAGCUUCAUCAACCAACAAACCAACAAAAUCUUGAUUUGAGGCAUUUUAUCUAGCUAGCUAGUCUCGGGUCCGGAUACUCUGAAAGGCAGUGGGUCAACUGUUAUGGCUACCGAUGUAAUGGAGAGUGAGGUGGGUCUGAAGGAUGCGGGUGAUAACGUUAAUGUUAUAAGUCUGAACAAUACAAGCCCAGAGCUAGACACACCCAGCACGUAUGAAAGUCUGGGAGGAGAUAUCAGGGACACAUCGAGCCCCUCGUCUUCUGGAGUGUCAGGCGAAGAAGAGGAAGAGUUAGAAGAACUGCAACACAGAAGAACAAAACUUUCGUUGAAAAAUGAAGAUACCGCAGCAACAGUACAGGGGCCAACCCAAACAGGAGAACCACCGCAGGAAACGGAGACUCCAGACAAUGGAAGAAAACAAGCUGCGGAGGUGGAGGGGGCUGGUUGCUCCGCUUCGGUCAGAAUGUCCCUUACACACUCAAACUCUGGACACAACGGAAGUUUGGAGCGCCAGGAGUCCGUGGCGACCACCGAGGCUCGGCUUCGCAUGGAGGGGGUGGAGCUUAAAGAGGAGUGGCAAGAUGAGGACUUCCCCAGACCUCUUCCUGAAGAAGAGGAGGACAUUCGGCUAGAUGAAGAUCUCUUCCCUGAGACAUCCAAAGAUAGGCAGUCUGUCUCAGCACAAGGCUAUCCUGGACUGAGUGCUGGAAAGAAGGCCAAGAAGAAGCUAGCAGCCCCAGACAUCAGCCUGACACUGGACCGUAGUGAUGGAUCUCUGCUGUCUGACGAUCUAGAUGAGGAGAGCACAGAACUGGACCUGGAUGAUAUAGACACCCCAUCUGAUAACAGCAACGAGUUUGAAUGGGAAGAUGACCUGCCUAGGCCCAAGAGGACUGAGGUGCUGCAGAAGGGAGUGGGUUCCGUCCCGGAAUACUCCGCAUAUGAGGAGCGGGAGGAGGGCCGGCGCUGGAGGGUGUUCAGAAUUGGAGACCAGGAGCACAGAGUGGACAUGAAGGCCAUUGAACCGUACAAGAGGGUUAUCAGUCACGGAGGUUACUAUGGAGAUGGUCUGAAUGCCAUCAUAGUGUUUGCGGUGUGUUAUAUGCCUGAGAGUGACCAGCCCAACUACAGAUACAUCAUGGACAACCUCUUCAAGUAUGUGAUUGGCACCUUGGAGUUGCUCGUGGCAGAGAACUACAUGAUAGUAUAUCUGAAUGGGGCCACAUCCAGGAAAAAGAUGCCCAGCGUGGGCUGGCUCAGGAAGUGUUACCAGCAGAUCGACCGCAGAUUAAGGAAGAAUUUGAAGUCAUUAAUUAUUGUUCACCCCUCCUGGUUCAUCCGCACUCUCCUGGCCCUCACCAAGCCAUUCAUAAGCUCAAAGUUCAGCCAGAAGAUCCAGUUUGUGUUCAGCUUGAAUGACCUUUCAGAACUGGUUCCCAUGGAGUAUGUCUCUGUACCAGACUGCAUUAAAGAGUUUGACGAAGAAAAAAAUAGGAAAAGACCUAAAAGGCUCGACAAGGAGACCCAUGGUAAAGUAGAGAUGGCAGCUGCUCCCUUGCCAGAGUCUGAGUGAGGAUGGUGUGUUUUUCUGCAGGGCGGCUGGGCUGCUACCUCUGUUCUGUACUGCCUGGAUAUGAAGAGGACUGAUAAUGUGGAGAAAGAGGGCUGAUAAUGUGGAAGAAGAGGACUGAUAAUGUUCAGAUCCACAGCUAUUAAUGGUGGUGACUCUCCAGACCUAAACUAGGUCCUGGAGAAGUUCCUUCCUGAGACCAUUCAGCCUGUUACACCCUCCCUUAUCCCUGACCCUUCCCAACGCUAAACCCUAACCCUUCCCAACGCUAAACCCUAACCCUGACCCUUCCCAACGCUAACCCCUAACCCUGACCCUUCCCAACGCUAACCCCUAACCCUGACCCUUCCCAACGCUAACCCCCUACCCAUAUCCUUAUCCUUAACCCUAUCCAUAUCCUUAAUCCUAACCCCUAACCCUGACCCUUCCCAACGCUAACCCCUGACCCUUCCCAACGCUAACCCCCUAUCCUUAUACUUAACCCUAUCCUUAACCCUAUCCUUAUCCUUAACUCUAUCCUUAACGCUAUCAUUUACCCUAUCCCUAUCCUUAUCCUUAACUCUAUCAUUAACCCUAUCCCUAUCCUUAACUCUAUCAUUUACCCUAUCCCUAUCCUUAUCCCUUAACUUCCUGGUCUCCAGAGUUCUCCAUUGUUUUUACCUUUUCUGUACCCAGCCAGAAUGUUGACUUUGUCAUUUACUUUAACUUCCCUAAGAUUUACAGAUUUUUCAGAAAUCCUGUUAUUCCUUUUUGAUUAUGGAAAUCUUUCACAUAGGAGUUCUGGUUGUUGUAGGAGUUUGGGAAAAAUGACCAGAUUUUUGACAACCCUGGUUACUUUUGCAUCUGCAUGUAUUUAAAGCACUGUGUUAUCAAGGGUUGUUGCAUGUUACAUUUAAAUAUAUUUAUAUUAAACAGGUGGUAAAAGACAAAGAUUAAUAUAUUUUUAUGGUUGCUUUGAUUUGAUCCUUAUUUUAGGUCACAUAUUCCUCACAGAGAUGUUACAUAGCACCUGGUUUCACUGCAGUAACAAACAUUUUCGUGCAGGUUAACUGGACCUGAAAAGUUUACAGCAGGUUUCAUUGGACCUGUAAACUGUUUAGUGCAGGUUUCCCAGAAUCUGGAAAGUUUACUUCUGAUGUAUUUUCUUAAUUGCAUAUUCCUCUUUCUCCUUUCACUUUGGCCUCUUUCUCUGAACCCGUUGGAGGAGACAGUCAAAGGAGAACGAUGCCAGGAUGCAAGGAGUCUGUAAUAAAAGGCCUUUGUAAGAAUCCUGCAUGAACAACACUGUCCCAACUCCUCCCCCGCCCCCUUGAAUAGAAAUGUCUGUCUAGGGGGGGGCACAUUGUCUUUGCUUUUUAUGUGAAAACAGGACAAUCUAAAGACAUUGGUUGAGGUAGCAUAUGUGUAAAGCCAGUCUGUCUAAAAUCCAGAUGUUGUUGUUAGAUGGGACAUUGUACAUUAUUUAUCACAAGUAAAUUUACAAAUCCAGAUGUUGUUAGUAAGUGUAUUAUUCCCAAAUUGUGUCUGACAUACUAUAGAAGCACAUUCAUGGUACAAUAUGACUGGAUGCACAUGUACAAGCAACUCACAACCACUUAGUGUUACUCAAACAUUCUUUAAAACAGGAACAAUUAGCUGCUUCUACAUUUACCCUUUCAUUGUAGAUCACCGAUUACAGAACUUCUAUAAAAUGUUAUGCCUGUAAAGUUUACAACUGUGUCCAGACACUGACCUGUCAUGGUGCUGCUGGACAAUAACAUUAGCACAAACAAACAUAUCAUAUAACAUAGCAAUUAAUAGAAAGGUGUCAGAACACACAGUGCAUUGCAGUUUGUUGCGUAUGGGGCUGCGUAGCUGCAGACCAGUCAGGGUGCCCAUGUGACCCCUGUCCAAUGCGGAAAGCACGUACAAUGGGCAUCUGGAUUUAGCCCGCAUUUGUUAGUUAUUCCAAUUGGACUCUUAAUAUUUCACCCGGCACAGCCAGAAGAGGACUGGUCACCCCUCUGAACCUG
This is a messenger RNA of Esox lucius (northern pike), 4179 nucleotides long. RefSeq names its product BCL2 interacting protein 2 (gene bnip2). The record is from RefSeq and is a predicted model, not a curated record. Gene Ontology annotation, biological process: apoptotic process. Gene Ontology annotation, cellular component: cytoplasm. The transcript has 11 exons. The coding region runs from base 701 to 2170 and encodes 489 amino acids. NCBI's taxonomy places the organism in Eukaryota, Metazoa, Chordata, Actinopteri, Esociformes, Esocidae.